AUUGUUUAUUAAUGUUUAUAUUUCUGUGGGUAGAUAAAUUACAGAGAUCAUGGCAAAAUUAGGAAUUGUAGGGCAACAAUCAUGAGGCCACCGGUUUGGAGAUGCCCAAUGUGGAGCAAUUUAAGCCGUCGGAUUGGCGUUUGGCGUAGGAUACUUAGCUGAGUACACGUUGCUUUUGCCUCUUUUUAUCCUUAUUUCCAUGCAUGGAUUUCUCCUUCUCCCUCCAACUAUAGCCUAUUCAUCUCUCUCUUCUGUCUCUCUGCUUACAUAUAUAUCUCUAGAGAGAGAAACUGAUAAAAGUUCAGACAGAGAGAAAGAGAGAGAGGGUGUGCUUCUUCAUCGUCAUCAUUAGCAAGAAAGGUAACCGACCCAUCAUCUCUUUUUCAGAUUUCUGAUCUUUUUUGCUUCGAUUCUUGACUACUACUCGAGUGUAGCUUCAAUUUAGUUCUUGUGUUCUCAUUUUAACGCGAUUGGAUCUUGUUUUUGCUGAGCUACAAAAUGCAAUUUGAGAUGGGUUCUUCUUUAUUCUUCAUUUCAUUCUGCAAGACGAUUGAAAACCCACCAAAGAUUUGGGCUUCUAAUCGUGUUUCUUGAUCUUCGCGUGUCUCAAUUUUCGGUUGAAAUUUUUUUCAAGUCGUGUUCUUGCUAAGAACAAAUCGAAUCUGAGAUGGGUUCUUUGUUAUUCGUUUCAGUCGGCAGAAAGACCGGAUACCAACUAACGAUUUGAGCUUUUGAUCAUCUUUCUUGAUCUGGGUGUUUCACAAUUCUCAAUAUUCACCUUUUUAAGGCAUGUUCUUGCUGAAAGUAAAAUGCAAUCCGAGAUUUAAGCUUUUGUUCUUGUGUCUUGAUCUGUGUGUUCUUUAAUUCUCAAUUUUCAAGCUUAAAUUCUCUGUUUCUUUGAGAAUUCAUCAUCAUCCUCUGUCCUUGGACCACUUUAGCUUACAAUCUGAUCUGAAUUUUGACCUUUUGUUCGUUGAAAAUGUUGAAGUCCAAUCAAAAUUCAGUGCAACAAAGUGAUCGAGAACUUAUGAAACACAUGUGUAAGCUGUGCGACAAAAGCUUCCCCUGUGGUAGAUCCUUGGGAGGUCACAUGAGGUCUCACGUGAUCAACUCCACCGAUCAUCAUCACAAGAUGAAGCUCUCAUCUGUCAACAACAAUGACAGAAAAAACAUGAUGGAUAACAACAACACAUCAGUCCUCAAUGGCUCUUCAAACUCGAACGAUUUGGGUUAUGAGCUGAGAAAAGAUCCCAAAAAGACUCUGAAAGCAAAAGAUUCAAGUGAACCCCACGACGACUGUUUGGUUGUUCUUGAUAAGCUUUGUAAAGAAUGUGGAAAAGGUUUUCAGUCUUGGAAGGCCUUGUUUGGACACAUGAAAUGUCACUCUGAUAAAGUCUUAAACACCAAAACCGCAAUUUCGAAUCAAGAUUCUAAGAUUAGUCAAUCCGGUAAUGACAAUUCGGGUAUAAAAAUCCGUCAAAUGAAGAAAUCAAGAUCAAGAAAUGGAACAACCAAAAAGUCGAUAGUUACGUGUGCUACCACUCCUACUGUUACCACCACCACCACAACCACCACCACCGCUACAGCUUCAUCUUCGGUUUCCAUGAAUGCUAACCAUGCUUCAACAAGUGUUGUUUCUGAUAUGGAUCAAGAACAAGAAGUAGAGAUUGCUAUGUGUUUGAUCAUGCUUUCCAGAGAUGUGGGGAAAUGGGGCAAGAAGAUAACCGGAAAUGGUUAUAAGAUGAAGAAAUUAGCAGAAUCAGAAGUUGGUUACGAAAUCCUUGGAAGAUCUGAGGUGGGUUUUGAUGAUUUCGAGAAAAAAACAAUCAAUGAAGACGAAUUUGAUGAUCAAAACAAGAGAAAGUUUGAGUGUACUACUUGCAACAAGAGUUUUCACUCUUAUCAAGCACUUGGUGGGCAUAGAGCAAGUCACAACAAGUUAAAGGGAUGUUUUGAUUGGAAUAAUGACCACAAAAACAAGAUUGAAAGCAAACCCGUGUUAGAUCAUGAAGAUAUGAUUAAUGGGUGUUGUGAAAAAACAUCUGAUAAUCAUCAUUCAACAUCAAGUUUCAAUCUUGGUGGUUCUUUGAAGAACACAUUGGUGCUAGGAGCUCAUGAGUGCUCAAUUUGCUUUAAAAUUUUCUCAUCAGGACAAGCUUUGGGGGGUCACAAGAGAUCACACUUGAUUGCAGAGGCUAAACUUAAUCAACAAAACCCAAGUUUGGUCGAGAAAGUGGCGAAACCAGUUCAGGAAAUCCGAGGUUUUAUUGAUCUAAACUUGCUUCCUGAUCCUACAGAAGAAGAAGAAGAAGAACAGCAACAAGAGAUAAUGAUGGGGGACACAAGUACCACAGGGACCGAGUAUAAUCCAUGGUGUUACAACCAUGCAUCAACAUUACUUGGUUUGCUUUCAACAAGCUAACACUUCCAUGAUCAUUUCAAGUGUCAAUUCCAUUAUACCACUACUAAUACACCGGAUCAUACACAUUUCAUUGAUUCUUUACGUAUUUGAUGUAAUUUUCUGUGUUGACCAACACUUUUAAGUAGCCAAUACAAAAUUUGUCAGAGUUCUACA
Messenger RNA from Lactuca sativa (garden lettuce), 2575 nucleotides. RefSeq lists its product as uncharacterized. The record is from RefSeq and is a predicted model, not a curated record. NCBI's taxonomy places the organism in Eukaryota, Viridiplantae, Streptophyta, Magnoliopsida, Asterales, Asteraceae.